AUGAGACUGCUAAAGACGAGCGACCUCCAGUUUGAGGAACACCAUGGCAGUGAAACACCAGCGUAUGCAAUCUUGUCCCACCGCUGGCGUGAGCCCGAGCUCUCGUACCAGGAUAUGCGUCGAAUUCUCGAACACGGCAAUGUUCCACACGAGCCCAGGACAUCAAGCUAUCACAAGAUAAUGAAUUUUCGUGCUCAGGCGGAGAGGAGUGGCCAUGGAUACAUAUGGGUCGACACCUGUUGCAUUGACAAGGCCAGCAGUGCCGAGUACCAAGAGGCUAUCAACUCUAUGGGGCAAUGGUACGCAGAAUCGGCAAUUUGCUACGCCUAUCUCGACGACGUCGACCUUUCCAAGCUUCCCGAUGCUCCUCCUCGCAAAUUCCAGCACGAACUCGACAAACAUUUGCAGUGUUCUGAGUGGUUCACGCGAGGCUGGACGCUAGAGGAACCUAACACGUCCGACAUGAUGUGA
Messenger RNA from Microdochium trichocladiopsis, 471 nucleotides. Its product is annotated as heterokaryon incompatibility. NCBI's taxonomy places the organism in Eukaryota, Fungi, Ascomycota, Sordariomycetes, Xylariales, Microdochiaceae. The transcript has 2 exons. The coding region runs from base 1 to 471 and encodes 156 amino acids. The record is from RefSeq and is a predicted model, not a curated record.